GAGAAAAAGAAAAUUCAACUGCGCGUAGUUGGAAGACUACUACAGUAUGAUAAUUGUUCUGCAUUGACUGACUUUCGACCAUUCGCUCCAUUUUCACUAGGUUUUCUCAUUUCCCCUUUCUCCAUGUUCCUCGCGGAGAUCCCCUCCUUCUGCUCAGACCUCUCUUUCUUCACAAACUUUUUGUAAUUUUACUCCGCAGCUUGCUUCCGAUCCUCCACAUCAUUCCCUUUUCCGGGUCUCAUUGGAUUUCAUCUCUGCUUCCUCAUCUGGGUUUUGUUGGAUCUCUCCGAUUCUUCCCCAAAUCGAGGUAUCUUGUUGCUUUUCAAUUAAUGGCGCCUGUUCUUUCAAUUUUGAGCUGAAAAUUUUGGGGAUUUUUGUGUUUGACCCAAAAUCUCUGAUGGGUUUCUGGAAUUUUUGAAGAAUCUCGCUUAGUUGUUCUGUUUUUUUGAGUUUCUGGGGUUGUUCUUGCUUUAGCAAACAGUGGGGGGAUAGGAAACGGAGAGAGUGGGUGAAAAAAGGAAUUCUCACCAUUUUUGUUGAAAACCCAUUUUGGGGAUUUUUUGAGUUUUGUGUUUAGUGAGAUCAUUACUGUCUGGCAAUGAUGGGAGGACAAUCUAGCAAGAACAGAUCAAGUGGUGGAGAUUUUUCUUCUCCUCUUCCCAUAAAUGUUGAUUCUCAGUAUGCUGCUGACCUUAGUUCAUAUGAAGCUGCUUGUGAAAAUGAUCCGGAUUUGCAAUCCUUUGAUGUGGCGGUCCAUGAGCGGACGACCCGAGUCCUAAAUUCUCUAGCCACGGGAGUUGAGGCUCGGUCGCUGUCGUUCGAUGCCCUCAUGGAGGUCACUGACUGUCUGCUGGAAAUGAAUCAAGAUGUGGUCAAGAUCAUCCUUGAAAGUAAGGAGGAUGUGUGGAGCAACAAGGAGAUGUUUAAGCUUGUGAAUGAGUUCUUUGAUAACAGUCUCAAAACUUUAGACUUCUGCACGGGGUUGGAGAACUGUCUACGGCGAACUCGGGACAGCCAGUUCAUCAUUAAGCUUGCUGUUAAGCAAUUGGAGGAAGUUGAAAAUGGAGGUGAUGAGAGAUAUGUUAGGACAUUUGAAGAGUUGAAGAAGUUUCAGGAGGCAGGGGAUCCAUUUACUCUGGAGUUUGUUCAGCUGUUUCAGUCCUUAUAUAAGCAGCAUUUGUCAAUGUUUAAGAAGUUGCAAACUGAAAAGAGGAGGCUUGACAAAAAGUAUAACACCACGAAGACGUGGAAGAAAGUGUCGAAUGUCAUUUUUGUUACCGCGUUUGCAUCGGUUCUGAUUUUCUCCGUCGUAGCAGCUGCGAUGUCUGCACCUCCCGUGGUCAUCGCGUUAGCUGCUGCCCUGGCGGUUCCAAUGGGCCCGGUCGGGAAAUGGUGUAACUCAAUGUGGAAUCGCUAUUUGAAAAAAAUUAAAGAGGAGAAGCAACUUAUCAGCUCAAUGCAAGGUCACACUUACAUAAUUCUGAAGGACUUUGAGAACAUUCGAGUGCUUGUUCGGAAAUUGUCGAUUCAGUUCGGUUCGUUGUUGCAGAAUGCCAAUCUCGGCAUUAGAGAACAGGGAGCUAUGCAGCUUGUAAUAGAUGAAAUAAAGAAAAACCUUGAAGGUUUUGAUGAAACCAUUGAGAAGUUGAGUGUACAUGCUGGUAAAUGCAGCAGAGAUGUAACAAUGGCAAGAACAGUUAUUCUGCAGAAAAUUGUAAGGCAUCCUGACAGCUGAUAAUCCAACCCCUCUGGUGAGCAAGUUUUGCUUCCAAGUCUCGUUGGUUGCUCGUAUGCCACUCGAUUAGCAUCGAGAAACAGAGAAAGACAACUAAGACGGGUAAUAACUCAAUCAUAUGCUCCUCGUCUCAGCCUGAGAAUUGAUUCUCCAAAAUAUUGAGAUAUCUUCAAUCAAAGUGAGUUCACUCACUAGAUCGGUAUUGAUUUAUGAUAAGCUUUAAGCAUGUCGGGAUUCAGAAGGAUUUAGUUACUUCUUUUAUCUCUUCUUUAUAUGGAUGUAACAACUGUGUACAAGACACCAAGAGGUGUGGGAAUGUAUGAUAAUAACUUGAUGAUCUCUUUGUUGAUCCUAUUUCUGAACCAAGUUUAUGAAUCAUCACUUGAUAAUGUUUGAAAAUGGAAGGCUGUUGUGUAAUGUAGAAAAGUUUGAGGGCA
Messenger RNA from Momordica charantia (bitter melon), 2172 nucleotides. RefSeq names its product UPF0496 protein At2g18630. NCBI's taxonomy places the organism in Eukaryota, Viridiplantae, Streptophyta, Magnoliopsida, Cucurbitales, Cucurbitaceae. The record is from RefSeq and is a predicted model, not a curated record.